Molecule: messenger RNA, 2241 nt
Organism: Hypomesus transpacificus
Lineage: Eukaryota; Metazoa; Chordata; Actinopteri; Osmeriformes; Osmeridae
Product: von Willebrand factor A domain-containing protein 1-like
Exons: 5
Coding region: 477-1979 (500 amino acids)
Molecular function (GO): protein binding
Source: RefSeq, a predicted model, not a curated record
CGAAACUCUUGCGAGGGGAGGAGGCUGUCAAGGAAUUUGGGGAAAAUGAAAGGACAAUAGGGUAUGGACAUAUUUGUAGGAAAAAGUAGGCUAGGCUACUGCGAAGUUGAAAGUAAACUCCUUUGAUCCGUCGCGACUGAUAAUCGUGUCAGUGAGAGCAGGAGGAUUGGAUCUCAAGUGAUUGCGAAGGAGGCAGGUGCCAUACAAGAUCGUAGUCCACGAAAUGUAGCUACAGAGUGGUAUAGUUCACGUAGACUUUCUGAUAGUGGGUUAAAUAUAUGUAUCUGUGCUGAGAGUUUGGUCAGUAGACAAUUAAAUAUAUUGGCUGUAUCUGAACCGCUGGGACUGUUUUCGGGACGUAAAAUAUCACGGAAGAAUGCAAUGGACUUAAGUGCCACGGACGCUGGAAUAUCUCAAUUAUUGCUACUGAUGAGGAUGAGCAAUAUAUACACUUUUGUGUCCAUUUACUUUUUGUAAUGGAGUGGAUCCGAUUUGCCUACCUGUUCCUUGGUGUUUUGAUGCGACCAAGCAACGCACACGUUUCUGGACCUGAGACAGUCUUGAACUGCUGUGAAGGGGACAUCCUGCUCUUGUUGGACUCGUCAGGAAGUGUGUCAUCCUAUGAAUUCUUGCGCCUGCUUCACUUCCUGUCUGAGCUUCUCCAGCCCUUUUCUCUGGGGUAUGGCCACGUAAGGGUGGGGCUUCUGCAGGUGGGCACAGAGCCACACCUUGAGUUUGGCCUGGAUGCCUACAAUUCCCAGACUGACCUACAGGGGGCCCUACUGAGGACAAGGCAGCUGCAGGGAGACACCAACACAGAGGCUGCCCUACGACAGGUCCAGGGAGUACUCACCAAGGCUGGGGGAGAAACAAAGCUUUCUAAGGUGCUGUUGUGGUUAACGGAUGGAGUCCAGCCUGGAAAUGUAAACAAACUAAUGGCAGAGUUAAGGAGAGAAGGUGUGGUCGUGCUGGCUAUCUCUACAGGACGCGGGAACUACCAGGUGCUCCGGAACUCUGUGACCCCGCCAAUUGAGUCUCACCUCCACUUUGUAGACAUUGAUGACAUCAGCAUCAUUACUGACGACCUGAGGGAGGCCAUAAUUGAGCUUAUUCGUGCUGAGCGACUUCUAGUCACCCAGUUAACCUCCAGUAGUGCUGUGCUGCAGUGGCGCCCUGUCCUGGGCACCAGUACAGGCUACUACCAUCUCCGGUACACUGUAGGGAAGGCAGAGAGUGGAGACCCCCAGGACGGUGCCAGCAGUCAGUACCUCCCAGGGGACAGCAGCUGGGUGGAGCUGACCAACUUGCAUCCAGAAACCACCUACACAGCCUUUCUGACCCCUGAAUAUAACCAAGAGUACCUCAACACACUCACCGUCAGCUUCACCACCCUGCCAGACGUGUUGAGCCCAGCAGUGGUCUUGGUGUCAGAGUCUGGUCUUGACCGCGUGCGUGUGAGCUGGGGUCCCCUGCAGCCUAGCAGAAUCCAGAGGUACAGGGUGGAGUAUGGAGCCAUUCCCAGCGGACAGGUGCAGAUAGUGAGCCUACGUGGAGAUAUGAACUCCACCCUGCUCACAGGCCUGCAGCCUGGCACUCAGUACUUGGUCACAGUCAGUGCCCUGUACUCUACCGGCACGGAGAAGGCUAUGUCUGCCAGGAUCUGCACGCAGGAAAUGCGUCCUGCCUUGAAUGACCUACAGCUGAUCCCAGUGGGCCGUGACAAGGUGCAAGUCCAAUGGCAUUGCCGGGAGGAAGGGCUUAGGGGCUACUGGCUGAGCUGGCAGAAGAGUGAUACUCAGAGCUCCUCCCCUCUAGCAUCCUCCACCCUUUACCUGCCCCCUGGCUCCUUCUCUGCAAGCCUCACAUACCUGGCCCCCAGCACUAGAGUGUGUGUUUCCCCUGUUUACAACUCAGGCCGAGGGGAUGGGUUGUGCUGUACAAUACAUACACACACAGGUUGUUCUACCAAUAAUAACUGAUUGAAUAUAGUGUGUGUUUUACUAAAACUGCUAUAAGCCAUUCAUUUGACAUUAAUUUCAAAUUAAAGAGACUGCAAGUCAUGUCAUUCUAUUCUGUCAUCCAGAACUGCUGGGACAGAUAUGUUGCUCAUGUAAAAUACAAAGACAAUGUUAAUAUUCAAAGUCUUAUGGUGCUAUCUAUAUAUUAUAAUACUGUACAUCCUUCUCUUUCUUUCUCUUUGACAGCUUAGAGGGGCAAUCAAUAAAAUUCUAUAGCAAUUAA